AAGGACCCACGCAGCACACUCAUCCAAACACAUACUGAUUUAUUAACCCGCUUCUCCCCAAAAUUCUUCUUUUUUUUUUUUUUUCCCGUUCUAUAUCUAGGGCUUUCAUCUGCAUUGUAAACCCUAGAAAUCCAACCAUUUACCCUAAAUUUCCUUCCAAUUCAUCUCAUUUUCUCCCAGAUCUUUUAAUUUUAAUCAUGCCUAGAGGCGACGAUUACGAAGACGACGACGAUUUGGAUCCCGAAGAUGAAGACGAGUAUGGCGAGAAUCUUUACAACGAUGACGAAGUUGAAGAGGAAGAAGAUGAUGACUAUGGCGGCGGUAAAGGUAAAGGUAGCUCUAAAAAGCGUGGAAGAUCGGAGUUUAUCGAUGAUUUUGCUGUAGAAGAUGAUGAGGAGGAAGAAGAGGAUGAAGGUGUUUAUCCCGGUGCACGCCGCCAAAAAAAGAAUCGCGGUAGUGGGUUUAUCGAUGAUAUAGCCUAUGAAGUUGAUGAUGAGGAUGAGGAGGAAGAAGAAGAAGAAGAUGAUUUCUUUGUGGAUACUUCAGCGGAUAUUGCGGAUGCUGACAGAAGGAUGCAUCGGCGACCUUUGCUUCCAAGAGAGGAUCCGGAAGAAGAUGUUGAAGAUCUCGAAAGGAGAAUACAGGAAAGAUAUGCUCGGUCAAGUCAGGUAGAGUAUGAUGAAGAGACCACAGAUGUGGAUCAACAGGCCCUUCUGCCAUCUGUCAGGGAUCCCAAGUUGUGGAUGGUGAAAUGUGCGAUUGGCCGUGAAAAGGAGGUAGCUGUGUGCCUCAUGCAAAAAUUCAUUGAUAAAGGAUCCGAAUUGCAAAUUCGUUCUGCUGUAGCCCUUGAUCAUCUGAAGAAUUUUAUAUAUAUUGAGGCUGACAAAGAAGCCCAUGUUAGGGAGGCAAUCAAGGGAAUGCGCAACAUUUUCCCGAACAAAAUAACACUUGUCCCUAUCAAAGAGAUGGCUGAUGUUCUGUCUGUUGAAAGUAAAGCAAUUGACCUUUCUAGGGAUACUUGGGUGAGGAUGAAGAUUGGGACCUAUAAAGGAGAUCUUGCAAAGGUAUUGGAUGUGGACAAUGUGGGACAAAGAGUUACUGUAAAGUUGAUUCCAAGGAUAGAUUUACAGGCUCUUGCAAAUAAGCUGGAGGGUAGAGAUGUUGCCAAGAAAAAAGCAUUUGUUCCUCCAGCUCGAUUUAUGAAUAUAGAGGAAGCAAGGGACCUGCACAUUCGUCUUGAUCGUAGAAGAGAUCCUAUGACAGGGGACUACUAUGAUUACAUUAAUGGGAUGAUGUUCAAGGACGGGUUUUUGAUCAAAACUGUAUCCAUAAAGUCUAUUAGCACACAGAACAUACAACCCACUUUUGAUGAGUUGGAGAAAUUUCGGCAACCUGGUGAAGGUGAUGGGGACAUUGGCAGUUUGUCAACAUUAUUUGUGAAUAGAAAGAAAGGACAUUUUAUGAAGGGUGAUGCUGUUAUAAUUGUGAAGGGAGAUCUAAAAAAUCUAAAGGGAUGGGUUGAAAAAGUUGAGGAUGGAAAUGUUCACAUUAGACCAAACGAGAAGGGCUUACCGAAAACACUUGCUAUUAAUGAAAAAGAUCUCUGCAAAUAUUUUGAACCAGGGAAUCAUGUGAAGGUGAUCUCUGGCUCUCAUGAAGGUGCAACUGGUAUGGUUGUUAAGGUUGAUGGCCAUGUGUUGAUAAUAAUAUCCGACACAACUAAAGAACAUAUUCGAGUGUUUGCUGAUCAUGUUGUUGAAAGCUCAGAAGUGACCACAGGUGUCACGAAAAUUGGGGACUAUGAACUGCAUGAUCUUGUAUUGUUAGAUAAUACAACCUUUGGUGUAAUUAUACGGGUAGAAAGUGAAGCUUUCCAGGUGCUCAAAGGGGUCCCAGAUCGUCCAGAGGUGGUGCUUGUGAGGUUAAGAGAGAUCAGAUCCAAAAUAGAUAAAAAGUUAUUUGCUCAAGAUCGGUCCAAGAAUCCCAUCUCUGUAAAAGAUGUUGUAAGGGUGCUUGAGGGGCCAUGCAAGGGGAAACAAGGCCCUGUAGAGCACAUAUUUAGAGGAAUUCUGUUCAUAUAUGAUCGUCACCACCUUGAGCACGCUGGAUUUAUUUGUGCAAAGUCUCAGUCAUGUCUGGUUGUUGGUGGCUCGAGAGGAAACAGAGAAAAAAUGGGUGAUCCAUUGUCAUAUUUGAGAACUCCACAACGGAUUCCACAAUCUCCUGGAAGAUUACCACCUCGAGGGCCUCAAUCAGAUUUUGGAGGACGACAAAGAGGUGGUAGAGGGCAUGAUUCUCUCAUUGGGACUACAGUUAAAAUACGUCUUGGACCCUAUAAGGGUUACCGUGGACGUGUAAAGGACAUUAAGGGGACCACUGUACGAGUUGAGUUGGAGUCUCAGAUGAAGGAGGUCACAGUUGAUCGAAGUCAUAUAUCUGACAAUGUGACAGUGACAACCCCUUACCGGGAAACUUCUCGAUAUGGUAUGGGCAGUGAGACUCCUAUGCAUCCUUCUCGUACUCCAAUGCAUCCCUACAUGACCCCUAUGAGAGAUGCACGAGCUACACCCAUCCAUGAUGGUAUGAGGACGCCCAUGCGUGAUCGAGCAUGGAACCCAUAUGCACCAAUGAGUCCAGCUAGGGAUAAUUGGGAGGAGGCAAAUCCUGCUUCUUGGGGAACAAGCCCACAGUAUCGGCCGGGAAGUCCUCCCUCUAAGACAUAUGAUGCACCCACACCUGGUUCGGGUUGGACCUCAACACCAAGUGGGAAUUAUAAUGAUGCACCGACUCCUAGAGAUAAUGGUUCGGCUUAUCCCAAUGCUCCAAGUCCAUACUUGCCAUCAACACCUGGUGGGCAACCCAUGACACCAAGUUCUGCAUCGUAUUUACCUGGUACUCCUGGUGGGCAACCAAUGACUCCAGGAGGUGGUGGCCUUGAUAUGAUGUCGCCUACAAUAGGUGGUGAUAAUGAAGGGUUAUGGCUCUUGCCCGAUAUUCUGGUGAAUGUAGUGAAGUCAGGUGAUGAUACCAUGGUGGGAGUUGUCCAGGAAGUGCUGGCGGAUGGAUCUUGCCGAGUCGCCUUAGGAACAAGUGGCAAUGGUGAGGUGAUAACUGUAUUGCCAAACGAGAUUGAAUUAAUACCUCCAAGGAAGUCGGACAAGAUCAAGAUCAUGGGGGGUGCACAACGUGGUUCCACGGGUAAAUUGAUUGGUAUUGAUGGUUCCGAUGGUAUUGUAAAAGUCGAUGAAUCACUUGAUGUUAAGAUUUUGGAUAUGGGUAUUCUGGCGAAGUUGGCACAUUCCUGAUGAGAAUAAAUUGUGUUGUUUUUUCUUAUUUCUAUGAGUUAGUGUAAAUUUUGUUCUAUGAAGCACAUUGUAUAUUUUAGCUAUAGAUCAAUAUAUGGCUUUCAUCUUCUUUUUCAUGAA
Molecule: messenger RNA, 3425 nt
Organism: Amaranthus tricolor (Joseph's coat)
Lineage: Eukaryota; Viridiplantae; Streptophyta; Magnoliopsida; Caryophyllales; Amaranthaceae
Product: putative transcription elongation factor SPT5 homolog 1
Exons: 22
Coding region: 198-3305 (1035 amino acids)
Biological process (GO): regulation of DNA-templated transcription elongation; transcription elongation by RNA polymerase II; transcription elongation-coupled chromatin remodeling
Cellular component (GO): DSIF complex; ribosome
Molecular function (GO): structural constituent of ribosome; mRNA binding
Source: RefSeq, a predicted model, not a curated record